Messenger RNA from Cordyceps militaris CM01, 555 nucleotides. RefSeq lists its product as uncharacterized. Bases 1 to 555 code for a protein of 184 amino acids. NCBI's taxonomy places the organism in Eukaryota, Fungi, Ascomycota, Sordariomycetes, Hypocreales, Cordycipitaceae. The transcript is spliced from 4 exons. The record is from RefSeq and is a predicted model, not a curated record.
AUGGAUUCCCUUCUCAGCGCGGGCAAGGACUUUCUUGCUAAGAACAACGCCGGCAACAGUAACAACAACAACAACAACAGCGGCGGCAACAACAAUAACAACAACAACGGCGGCGGCGGCGGCGGCGGCGGCGGCGACCUCUUCAGCAGCGUUCUGAGCUCGCUCACUCACAAGGAAGACGAUCUGAAGAAUGGCGAUGUUGACGAGAAGGACGCCGCCGAGAAGCACGACCAGGUCUACAACAAGGGCGACAACAACUCCAGCGUCAACGCCAUGGGCACGGCCGCUGCCAUGCAGGCCCUCAAAAAGUUCACCGCGGGUGGCAAGGAGGAGGGCGGCAACAAGAACGACUUUGUCAGCCUCGCCAUGGGUGAAGCAAGCAAGCUGUUCGACAACAAGGCUGCCGACGGCAGCGUCGCGAACGGCGCCGACAAGAGCUCCGUCAUCCAAAAGGCGGCCGAGGUCGCCAUGAAGCUCUACUUCAAGUCCCAGAUGCAGCAGAGCGGCGGCGGCCUCGGUGGCCUCGCCAGCAUGGCCUCCAACUUCAUCAAAUAA